AUGGCAGAAAAAGAAGGGAGAAAAGAGGCAAAAUCUAUGUCUUUUUUUAAUUUACAGAAGAAUAUAACAACGAUUCCUCAAUAUAAUUCAUUGAAGGUUCAAAGCGGGAAUAUUAAAAGGACCAUUUCAGUUUUUGAACAAUUAUCAUGUCCAAAGCAAUUACCGGAUAAACAAGAUAUAUCUAAAAAUACGCGAAUUUUAGCACAAGUUCAGAAUAGUUCUUUAAUAAGUGGGAAUUGUUUUUCAAGUGUUUCUUUGGAAAAGAAAGAAAAUAUUAGAAUGAAAGUGGUAGAACCUUUGAAAGUGAUUGAACCUUUAAAUGAUGUUAAUCCUCAAUUAAGUCCAAGAAUAAUGAAAGGUGUUGCUAUUUCUGAAAGGAGGCCAUCUUCAUGGGCAUUUUCACCGUCAAAUGUGGGAGAGUUUAAUCUAGAUCAAGAAAAAACGCAUUCUAGAAAAUCAUUACUAGAUCCUGUUGAAAAAAUGGAGAACACGCAGGAAUUGUUUCUUUUCAACUCGAAAAGUAUUAAAGAGGAUCCUUUUCCAUUGGAAGAAACGAAAAAUAUAUCUAAAGAUCAUAAUAAGUCAUUAUAUGAAAAGUUUUUUGAACUUGAAAGUCAUGAAAAUACAUUUCAUAUGAAUGAUUCGUCAAGUAUUCUCUGUAAUUCAUUGGAUUCUUGCUCAUUGUUUGAAGCUAAUGAUUUAAAAAAUGAAUUGAUUUCUGCUAAAGAAAGAUCUGAUAUGGAAAAAGUAUUUAAUGAAAAAUAUUUGAAAUUAAUACAACAAAACAAUAAAUUAAGGAAUAGAAAUAGGCAUCAUGAAGAAAUUACAGAUACACUAAAUAAGGAAGUCCAAGAGAAAGGUCCUUUAAUAUCUAAAACUGAAGAUAAUAAAUACAUAGAACAAAUUAAUUCUCUGAGUCAUGAAGUAGAAAAAUUGGCUUCUGAAUUGAAUAAUUCAAGUGUAUACAAUGAAAAGUUAUUAGAACAAAUAAAUUUUUGCAAGUUAGAAAGUCAACUAUCUACAGAAAUUUUAAAAAGUGAAAUUGAAAAGUCUAAAGAUAUUAUAAAAAGUUUAGAAGAACAAUUAAAGAGUCAUGAUGUGAACCAAUUAAAUUUUCAUGAGCAUUUAGAAUCUGUCAAGUUAUACUAUAUAGAAAGAGAAAAAAUACUUCAAAAUAAACUUAUAUCUGCAGAGCAAGCUAUAGAUGCAGAAAAAAUUGAAACUGCUAAAAAUAUGGAAGAAAUACGAAAAAAAUUAGAAGAAUCAGAUUCGUUAAAAAAGAAUGUCGAGGAAGAGCUUUCUUUCGCAUUAACCGCAAAUAAUGAAUUAUUAAAAGAAAUAAGUUAUCUAAAGAACAAUUGUGAGAUUAAAGACAAUUAUGAAAAUAUUUUAAAAGACUCCGAAGGAAAAAACAAUGUCUUUUCUAAAGACUCUACAUAUAUUAAAGAAAUCAGUGAUCAACUUAAAAUAACUCAAGAUGAAUUACAAGAAGAAAGAAAAAAACUAGAAGACAAAACAAAACAAUGCGAUAUACUUUUUCUUGAAUUUUCUGAAUUGGAGAUGAAAUAUUUUAAUCUCCAGAAGAAAGUAUUAAUAAAAAAUGAACAGAUAACAAAGCAUAUUUUUAAAAUUAGGGAACAUGAACUAACAUUAGAAUCUUUACUUAAAGAACAUAAUUCACUUAUCAAAAAACUAAAUAUACAACAAAAUAUAUUAUGUAAAUAUACUGAUAUGAUAAAGGAAAAAGACAAUCUCAUAAAACAUUAUAAAGAGGAUUUCGAGAAAUUACAUUUUAUUUAUUUAGAAGAAAUUAAUCAUAUUCAUAAUAACUUUGAAAAUAGGAAAAUAUUAACGCAUUAA
Molecule: messenger RNA, 1860 nt
Organism: Pneumocystis murina B123
Lineage: Eukaryota; Fungi; Ascomycota; Pneumocystomycetes; Pneumocystales; Pneumocystaceae
Exons: 6
Coding region: 1-1860 (619 amino acids)
Source: RefSeq, a predicted model, not a curated record